Messenger RNA from Aedes albopictus (Asian tiger mosquito), 641 nucleotides. Its product is annotated as BLOC-1-related complex subunit 8 homolog. The coding region runs from base 86 to 622 and encodes 178 amino acids. Gene Ontology annotation, cellular component: BORC complex. The record is from RefSeq and is a predicted model, not a curated record. Lineage: Eukaryota; Metazoa; Arthropoda; Insecta; Diptera; Culicidae. The transcript has 3 exons.
CAUCGAGCCCACCGUGUAGUAAACAAAAUUAAAUUUUCAUCCUCGGAAAGUUGAGCGAGUUUGUUUUUCGUUUUAGUUUUAAAAAAUGACCACCGUAAACGAUCCGGAACUGCACGCAAAAGUGAAGAAAACCACGGAGAAAAUUUCCGAGAACAUGCACAUCAUCGCCAAUGAACCAAGUCUGGCAUUCUACCGGAUACAGGAACACGUCCGCAAGGUGAUACCCUUGAUUGUGGAUCGCAGGGCGGAGGUCUACCAGCUACAGCAAGAUUUGCAAGGGAAAUGCUAUGACAUGGAAUAUGCUAUCCAAGCAGUCAAGGACAUCGAAGCGGCCGACGGAUCUCUGCGGAACGUUCAGGAGGCGCUGAAGAAUGCCAUAUUUCUCAAACAGCAACUGAAGUACUUGGAAUCACGGCGGCCCAAGAAGGACGCAAAUAGUUCCGUGUACAAACGACUGUCCGCUCACAUCACGCUGGAUUUGCCUGAUCUUCCGGAUAUUUCCGGUGUAGUGCGGGAAACGACUAACCGCGUGGAGCACAUGAUGUCCCAGGCGAGGAGUUCCUCGUCAGCGAAUGGAGUGGGUCCGGCGGAGCUGCAGCGAUCCUACACGACACUACAUUAGAAGGGGGAUUUUGGGUAGA